Messenger RNA from Beta vulgaris subsp. vulgaris (sugar beet), 3807 nucleotides. RefSeq lists its product as uncharacterized. Gene Ontology annotation, molecular function: nucleic acid binding; RNA-DNA hybrid ribonuclease activity. The coding region runs from base 1 to 3807 and encodes 1268 amino acids. The transcript has 2 exons. The record is from RefSeq and is a predicted model, not a curated record. NCBI's taxonomy places the organism in Eukaryota, Viridiplantae, Streptophyta, Magnoliopsida, Caryophyllales, Amaranthaceae.
AUGAUUUGUAAGAAUGCUGCGGAACUGAUAAAGGAUAAAAUUGGUUACAAAAAUGCUUUUGGGGUUACAAGUCAGGGAAGAGCAGGUGGAUUGUGUAUUUACUGGAAGGAGGAGGUAGAUUUCUCUCUGGUCUCUUUUUCGAGCCAUCAUAUUUGUGGAGACAUUAGAGUGGAGGGGCAGAUGUGGAGAUUCAUAGGGAUUUACGGAUGGGCAAAGGAAGAAGAGAAGUUUAAAACUUGGGAUCUCAUUCGUCAUCUGUGUGAAAAUAUUUCAUUACCGUUGCUUGUUGGUGGUGAUUUUAGUGAGAUUCUUAGUUAUGAUGAAAAGGAUGGCGGUGUUGACCGUAAUAGGCGUGAGAUGGGUGCUUUUAGAGAUCUGUUAGAUGACUGUGCUCUACGAGAUUUGGGGUUUGACAACCCACGAUACACUUGGGAGAGGGGACUUUCGGUUACAACUCGUAUCCGCGAAAGGCUAGACAGAUUUGUGAGUAACUUGGAAUGGACUCAGAUUUUCCCUAACCAUGGCGUCGAAAACCUUCUUCGCUACAAAUCUGACCAUUCCCCUAUUGUUACCCGGCUUAAAGCCGCUGCUACGGAGCGGGGCAAAAGACGAGGGUUUCGUUUUGAAACCUGUUGGUUACUUGAUGCUGGGUGUGAGGAGGCGGUUAAGGAGGUGUGGGAGGCCUCUUCUGGGGACAAAAUUACACGGCGGCUCUCACUGCUUGAUGAGUUAAAUGAGAAACAAGAGGCCUAUUGGUACUUGAGAUCUAGAGUAGCUGAGGUUAAGGAUGGGGAUAAAAAUACUCAAUAUUUUCACCAUAAAGCUUCUCAGAGGAAGAAAAGGAAUUUUGUGAAAGGGCUCCAGAAUGAUGACGGGGUCUGGUGCUCGGAAAUUGAGGAGAUUGAAAUUUUUUUUGCAAAUUACUUUAGUACUAUAUUUACCUCUUGUAAUCCUUCGGAUGUUAAUUUACAGCAUGUUUUACAGUAUAUCUCUCCUAUUGUUUCUGAUGAUUGUAAUUGUGCUCUACUAAGACCCUAUACCAAAGAUGAGAUUUAUGCAGCUCUUUCACAGAUGCAUCCGUGCAAGGCCCCUGGUCCUGAUGGAAUGCAUGCGAUUUUUUACCAGCGGUUUUGGCACAUUAUCGGAGAUGAUAUCUCGGAUUUUGUCUGUGGCAUACUUCACGGGCAUCACUUCCCUGCUGAUCUGAAUUGCUCAAACAUUGCCCUAAUUCCGAAGGUUAAAGACCCAAAAGUUGCUGCUGAAUUUCGACCUAUUGCUCUCUGCAAUGUGUUGUACAAGUUAGUCUCAAAGGCUAUUGUUCUGAGGUUAAAAGAUUUUCUCCCUGAUAUUGUUACUGAAUAUCAGAGUGCCUUUGUGCCGGGUCGUUUGAUCACUGACAAUGCUCUCAUUGCAAUGGAAGUGUUUCAUUUAAUGAAGCAUAGAAGCAGGAGUAGAAGGGGUACUAUUGCUAUGAAGCUGGAUAUGAGCAAAGCCUACGAUAGAGUUGAGUGGGGCUUCCUCAGGAAGAUGCUGCUUACUAUGGGGUUUGAUGGACGAUGGGUUAACUUGAUCAUGUGGUGUGUUUCUUCUGUCUCUUAUUCUUUCAUUAUUAAUGGAAGAGUUCGGGGUUCUGUGGUCCCCAAUAGAGGUCUCCGCCAAGGUGACCCUCUGUCUCCUUAUCUCUUUAUUCUGGUUGCUGACAUAUUUUCUAAGAUGAUUCAGAAGAAAGUUCAGGAGAAACGGCUUCAUGGUGCAAAAGCUAGCCGCAGUGAACCAGAAAUAUCUCAUCUUCUUUUUGCAGACGAUAGUUUACUUUUUACAAGAGCCACCCGUCAGGAAUGCUUCGAGAUAGUUGAUAUUCUCAACAGAUAUGAAUUGGCAUUCGGGCAGAAAAUUAAUUAUGAAAAAUCGGAGGUCUCUUUUAGUAAGGGAGUAAGGGUCGAACAAAAGGAAGCUCUUAUGGGAAUUUUGAAGAUGAGGCAGGUAGAAAAACACGAGAAAUACCUUGGUAUCCCUUCUGUCGCAGGAAGAUCGAAGAAAUUAAUUUUUGCUUCUCUCCUUGAUAGAAUUUGGAAGAAACUCCAGGGGUGGAAGGAGAAAUUACUGUCGAGAGCGGGGAAGGAGGUGUUAUUGAAAGCAGUCAUUCAAGCGAUCCCUACCUACCUUAUGGGAGGUUAUAAACUUCCUACUAUGAUCAUCCAGAAAAUUCAAGCUGCUAUGGCUCGCUUUUGGUGGGGAAGUUCAGAUACAAAACGGAAAAUUCACUGGAAAAAUUGGGAGGCAAUGUGUACAUUGAAAUGCUUGGGCGGAAUGGGUUUUAAAGAUCUAGGGGUGUUUAAUGAUGCCCUGCUGGGACGACAGGCUUGGCGUCUCAUUCAUGCGCCUCAGUCUCUGCUUAGCCGUGUUCUGAAAGCUAAGUAUUACCCAUCCUGUGAGUUCCUUGAUGCCUCGCUUGGUUAUUCUUGCAGCUACUCUUGGAGAAGUAUAUGGAGUGCAAAAGCAUUGGUGAAGGAAGGAUUGGUUUGGAGGGUGGGAAAUGGUCAAAGCAUUAAUAUUUGGGAGGCCCCCUGGGUUGUGGAUGAGAAUGGUAGAUACAUUACUUCCCCUCGAAACAACGAUAUCACCAUGGUGCAGCAUCUUAUUGAUCCGAAUAACAUUGAAUGGCGUUUCGAUGUCAUAGAUGCAGUUUUUAACGAGCGGGAUAAAAAAUGCAUACUUGCGAUACCUUUAUGUUCCUCUUCCCCUCAUGAUAUGUUGUCAUGGGCUUUGACGAAAGAUGGUCACUAUUCUGUUAAAACUGCCUACAUGCUCGGGAAAGGAUGCAAUUUGGAAAAUUUUCACAGCGCUUGGGUCGAUUUGUGGAGCAUGGAGGUUAGUCCCAAGGUCCGUCAUUUUCUCUGGAAAUUAUGCACCCACACGUUGCCUACGCGAGGAGUUUUGUUCCAUCGACAUCUAAUUGAUGAGGAGGUCUGUCCUUGGGGUUGUGGUGAGCAUGAAUCUACUUAUCAUGCUAUCUUUUUUUGCCCGAGAUUUGAGGAGUUGUGGAUGGAUAGUGGAUGUGCGAGAAUGCGGGACAAUAGUGAUUGUGACAUAAUGUGUGACCUGGUGGCGAAAUGGAAGCAGCUAGAUUCGCGGAUACGGGUGAAAGGACCUUUCUUGAUGUCGUGUAUUUGGGGAGAAAGAAACAACAAAGUCUUUAACAACAAAAUCACCCCCAAUAGUGUGUUGUUACGUAGGGUGGAUCGAUUGGUCGAGGAGUAUGGGAAGUAUGCUGUGAAUAUUUACCGACGGCAGGGAGUGGUAACACAAAGUCUUCGGUAUUGGAACCCUCCAUCACCAGGGUGCUGGAAAAUCAAUGUGGAUGCAUCUCUUGCUACUGAAGGAUGGGUGGGCCUGGGUAUUAUUGCUCGUGAUCAUCUAGGUGGAGUUCGGUUUGCGACUACUCGGCGUACGAGAGCCUUUUGGUCGCCUGAAAUCGCAGAGGCCAAAGCUAUCGAAAUGGGAGUGAGACUUGGGAAGCGAUUUGGGCUGGUGAAUGUUGUCAUUGAAUCCGAUUGUUUGACUGUGAUCAACAGGCUGCAAAAAACCUCCUUCUACCUCUCGGAUCUAGAUAAUGUAUUGUCUAAUAUUUUUUCAAUGAGUUCUAAUUUUCAUUCCUUAGGUUGGUCUCAUGUGAAAAGGGAUGGUAAUUUUGUAUCUCAUCAUUUAGCUAAGCUAGUACCUUUCGGGGUUGAACAAAUUUGGGAGAACCACUUUCCUUCUGAAGUGGCUCCCUAUAUUCUUAUGGACAAUUUGUCCCAUGAUUAA